UCCCGUGCGCAAGCGCGUGCUCGUGAGAGCUGAGUUGGAGGAUCAUGGCGGAGCGCAGGAGGCACAAGAAACGGGUCCAGGAGGUGAGUGAGCCCACCAAGGAGGAGAAGGCAGUGGCCAAGUACCUCCGCUUCAACUGUCCAACCAAGUCCACAAACAUGAUGGGCCAUCGUGUAGACUACUUCAUCGCCUCUAAAGCAGUGGACUGUCUGAUGGACUCCAAAUGGGCCAUAGCCAAAAAGGGAGAAGAGGCCGUGUUCACCCACAGAGACUCUGUGGUCGACUACUGCAACAGACUCCUGAAGAAGCAGUUUUUCCACCGUGCUCUCAAAGUGAUGAAGAAAAAGCCUGAGAAAGACGUGAAGAAGGAGAAAGAAAAAGAAAAAGUGAAAGGAGACAGCGGCAAAGAGGAGGAGAAGAAGAGCAAGAAAGACAAGAAGAAGGAACUGGAGGACAAGAAAGAGAAGGAGAAGGAGAAGACUGACGACAGCCCUGGUACGCCUAAAAAGAAGAAGGAAACAAAAAAGAAGUUUAAACUUGAGCCUCAUGAAGACCAACUGUUCCUGGAUGGGAACGAGGUGUAUGUGUGGAUUUAUGACCCUGUACAUUUUAAGACCUUUGCCAUGGGACUCAUUCUUGUGAUCGCGGUGAUAGCAGCCACUCUGUUCCCUCUGUGGCCAGCUGAGAUGAGGGUGGGGGUCUAUUACCUCAGUGUGGCGGCUGGGUGCUUCGUGGCCAGUAUUUUACUCCUUGCUGUCGCCCGUUGUAUCCUGUUCCUAAUCAUCUGGCUGUUCUCGGGCGGGCGUCAUCACUUCUGGUUCCUGCCAAACCUCACAGCGGACGUGGGCUUCAUCGACUCCUUCAGACCCCUGUACACCCACGAAUACAAGGGCCCCAAGUCCUCUUCCUCCAAGAAGAACAACCAGGAUAAAAUUGAUGACAAGACCGCCAGUACCUCCGCCAUAGUCCCCAAAUCGGACAGCGACAAAUCAGACAGUGAGAAGAAAGAAGACGAAGAUGAGGACGAAGAAGAGGAGGCAAGGGAGGAAGGGUUAGAGGAAGAGGGGGCGGGGCUAGAAGAGGAAGGGACGGGCCUAGAGCGGCAAUCGGACACGGAUAGUGACAGGCGGGAAGACGAGGGAUCGCAACACAGUAACGGGAAUGAUUUUGAAAUGAUCACCAGAGAAGAGCUAGAGCAACAUACAGAGGAGGAAGAGGAGGAAGGAGAGGAGGAAGAGGAGGAAGAGGAGAAGGAGGGCGAAACGAAAACUUGUCAAUCAUAAACUUUAAAGACCGUUCGCCGUCAUGACUUCUUCUGUCCCCUUUCACGACAUUGUGUUUAGAUCUUUCACUAAACAUGACCGCAGACCAAGCCCAGUGUAAAGUCAAUGCCAUAAGGACAAAUGGUGGAAAACUUGUAAAAAUAAAAAAAAAGAAGCCUUAUUUUGGUGGAUUUGACGCCAAAAUGUUAUUUAAAACUGCCACUGGACACCCGCGUGUUUGCCCGAAGAAACCCACAACCGCAAGACAAUGUUUAAGCAUUUUUCACAUACAGUAAUUUAAACUCAGAAAUAUGUUGUUUUGUUUUUAGACAUUUAUCAUCAUCAUUCAUCAGGGUCAAGAGUUGAGGCGUAGGUUACAAAAUACUGACUUUACCACCCAAAAGUCCACAGAACACUUUAUGGCCCCUUUCACACCUGUAGUGCUGUAGAUUUCAAACUAUGGCUACAGUUCUUUUGUUGCUAUAAUAAUUACAAAAUUCAAAGAAAAUGAUAUCUUUUGAAUGGUUAAAAGCCAUUACAAAGUCCUUCAUAUAUCAUUCUCUAAGACAUAGCUCACAGUGCUAAAAAUCAUAUGUUUUCACUUGGUUUGUUAGCAUAUGGUUGCUUGCGGUAUUUUUUUGUAUUUAAAAAAAAAAUCUGCUUCUUCUAUUUGAAUAUUUCUUCAAAGGUAUACUAUGUAACUUUUUUUGUGGAAAUGUUAUAGUUUAGCCUAGAAUGUUCCACAGUAUGGUAUAAACUUCCAUUUCAGGUGUUUUCAUUGCUUAAAUAAUAUCUUGAAAAACAUAAAAAUAUUCUUAGUGCGAGUGGGGACACCUCUCCACAGAUCUAACCUGUAACUAGGACUAAUGGUGUCAUCUGCUUGUGUGCAUGGAGAGAUUAAUGUCUGUGGAACAUUUCUGGUAAUUCACUGAUCUCCAUGGAGACAAGCACGUUGACCAGAAAAGUCGCACGCUGCUUUAAAAUGUACCUAGCUGUCUGUAUGUUUAGUAUCGUCCGAUAAAUUGGCAUCAUGAAAUUUUUGAAUAGGCACAAUAACUUUUUAACUUUAUGGUGAUAUCAUAUAAUAAUUUAUUGAGACAAUCUUUCAUUCUUUUCAAUGAGCUUUGUAAUUCUAAAAAAACUGAAUAAAAAAUGACUCAGCUUGUCAUGGCAUGGUUGGCUUACGCAGGUGGAAGCUAACUCGAAUAAUUCAUAUUUUUGUUCUAAUUUGUGACACAGCUGAGACUUGAACCAGGAAGCUUUUAGUUAAGGGCUAAGUGUUCUUUUUUCUGACCCUAUUAUUCCCCAUUACUGAAUUUUCUUGUAUAAAACGCCAUAAAAAGAUCAAUGAACCUGCAACGUUAGGUAUGAAGGGGGCCAUUUUGAGUUUUUGAAGUCCGUGAGAUUAGUCUUUGGUGAAAAACGAUUACAUAACUGUUAUUUUGUUAAACAGCUGUAGAGUCUGGAUUCUUUCUCAGACUCUCCUCACGUGGACCAGCACUUCACAAACUAAACCAGAUGGACCAAAAGCCUGUAUUUAACUCAAAGGAAACCAUAACAGGUAGUUGACCCCAUGAAUGUUUUGCAAAAAAAAAAACAACACAUUAUCAUAAUCUUGGUCAGUCUUGUUUUUGUCAUCAAAAAUAAAUGGGAUCUAGCUGGUCAUUUGUUUUGGGAAAAGCAAAAAGCAAAUUUAACUUUGGAUCAUAAGUUCUCACUGGUCAAACGCUCUAGUGCCAAACAAUUGAUAAUGUCCUACUUACGCUACAGAAAAUACAAAAUACAUUUAUCAAUUCUUUUAUAUUCAUGUUGAUACAAUCCAGCAAAGAUUUUGAGCAGGUUUGAUGUCCACAAAAAUGCAGUUACAAGGGUAUUUAUUCAAACCAAACCAUUUAUAAUUGGUCUAACUCCUUGUGGUUGGAGUUGGUAUUUCUUUUUUUUAUACAAUAUUACAGAAUUUACUGCAGAUGGUUGAAUUAGCUUAAUAUUUUCUCAAAUUUUACGCAAAUGUGAAAUGUGCUAACAACCCAACAAAUUAACCAGAAUUUGAAUGUAAUUUUGACAGAAUUUGAAUCAAUCUUUUCCAAAUCGUUUUUAAUUUUCAGCUUUUCCACACACAUUUACCUGCUCAAGACAUUUGCCGAUAAUUGUAGCUCGUUAAAAUCCACUUGUUUGUUCAAUUCAAUAUUGUUAAAUGCUUCUCAAACCAAAUAACGAUUUCACAGGUUCUUUAGCCAUAACAGUGAGUCAAAUAUUUAAGUCUAAACAUAGAAACUGAUCAUUUAUAUAUGAAUUAUAUUGAAAGAUAAAUGUAUACACGUCUAGUUUAUAAAUCUUUCUUUUCUAUGCAUUAACAGCUCCCAUUUUAUUCCCCACCACUUUGAUUCAGUUUUGUAAUUUCUGGUGUAUGUUUUAUGUAAGUUUCGAGUUAGUGAGCGUUUUUUAUUAUUUAAAUGUAUUUUGUUCCUGUCAUAACUCAUGUUUUGGUCAAUAUUUAACUUUUGCCAUUACAAAACCAUAAACUUACAAAACACGGGCCGCAACUCUUCAUUUCCCAUUGUUUUUUUAUGGCCAUUAUGAACCAGCGUUUUAAAGGUGCAGUAAAAAUGAUAAAACAGCCAUAACAUUAAGACCACUGACCGAUAUCUCAUGUAUAUGUAACUGCUUUGCCUGAAAUGCUCUGCAGUAUGAAGAUAUACGUUAAAUGUCAUACUGUGGAACAUUCCUGACAAAGCAAUAAUCUCUCCAUGGAAAUGAGAACGUCCUCCACCAAAAAAGGUACAUAGUAAAAGACAAAAGUAAUCUACUAAUGGACAAGCAAAGUUUAAUACUUUUAGUUCCACAAGGGCCAUUAAAAUGUGUCAGUCUGGUUCAGAGCAUCUCCAAAACUGCUAUGUUGGAUUUUCCCUCUGCAGUAUUCAAUCAAAAUAACGUAACCAUUUAAAAUUACAGAGGUCAUAAUGCUAUACCUUAUUUGGGACUUAGGGACCCAGAAUUGGAACCUCUACCUAUCAAUUCAUAUUAGAGGGUCCACGUGAAACCUUUUUGCCCCGGGUCCCCAAAUUUCUGUCGACAGGCCUGAAUUUAUGUUUACAUUACAAUAAAAUUAGCUGAGUCAAUUACUGGGACAAUUACUUCAAAGUAUUUCUUCCCCUCUUAUCUAUGUCGUGACCUCAACCAGCAUUACCCAGCCAAUUCUUUUUUUUUUUACAUUUUUUAAUUUAAAUUUGGCAGUGUCCAUGCUAGCUGCCCUAUAUAUUACAAAUAGCCAGUCGUUGCCCUAGAAACUGGUGUGAACAUUUCAGAAUGAGACUCAUUUUGGUUGUAUGUUGCACAGUAUGGAUCUGUCUUAUGUUGUAGUAUUACUUUUAAUGCUGCUGCUUUCACUGCACAAUUCUGGGAGAAAAGUAAAAAUGUACAAAUGUUUUAUCUCUGUGUCUUUCUGAUCACCUAGUUGUUUCACAACUGGGUGUAUUCUUCUUAUGACUGUCUCAUGCAAUAUUAUUAUUAGAGUAUAAUUUAAUAAAAAAUUGGAUGUCUGAAAAUAUAUAUGUAUCUUAUCAUUGCAAUAAAAAUAUACAAAGCA
This is a messenger RNA of Periophthalmus magnuspinnatus, 4848 nucleotides long. It is a transcript of the gene sec62, whose product is annotated as SEC62 homolog, preprotein translocation factor. Bases 45 to 1283 code for a protein of 412 amino acids. NCBI's taxonomy places the organism in Eukaryota, Metazoa, Chordata, Actinopteri, Gobiiformes, Gobiidae. The transcript is spliced from 8 exons. Gene Ontology annotation, cellular component: endoplasmic reticulum membrane; endoplasmic reticulum. The record is from RefSeq and is a predicted model, not a curated record. Gene Ontology annotation, biological process: post-translational protein targeting to membrane, translocation.